GGCUGUACUACGUACCGAACCAAACCGAACAGACUUGAGUUUUUAGUAGAAGAAAAUUUAUAAAGUGAACAAACAGCAGGCCAGUACUGAACGUUGGUGCAAGAUACAGAAGAUUCGGUGGAGGUGCAAUUAAAAGGCAAAUUACGCGACAUUUUCGUACGGCAAUAAUUGACAUUACUCAUUGAGAGCUUAAAAGUUGUCCCCCGAGCAAAACCCAUCAAAAACCAAAUACAAAUAUGAGUGCAGCAGGAGAUCGCCCGAAGCGUCCCCUGUCCGCCUACAUGCUAUGGCUGAACGAGACGCGUGAAUCCAUCAAGAAGGAGAAUCCCGGCAGCAAGGUUACAGACAUCGCCAAGCGCGGUGGUGAGCUCUGGCGCGGACUGAAGGACAAGACGGAAUGGGAGCAGAAGGCCAUCAAAAUGAAGGAGGAGUACAAUCGGGCGGUGAAGGAGUACGAGGCCAAUGGCGGCACUGAUUCCGGUGCGCCCAAGAAGCGAAAGAAGAUGCCCGUCAAGCCCGUCAAGAAGAUCAAGAAGAAGGAGUCCUCCGAGGAGGAUGAGGAGGACGAGAGCGAGUAGGAGGGAUGCGAAACGGCAGCUUUUUGCAUAAGUUUUAAAAUACAUUUUAUUAAUGUAAUUUUUUAAGUGACAUAAAAAAACAAAACAUAAAAAAAGAAACCAAGUAAAAAAAAACUCUAAAAAUAUGAAAAAACCACAAAAAAAAUUAAGUCCUUACAUCUUUAAAUAUGCACUAGAAACCAUACAAAACACCCACAUCCACACACACAGAAACACAGCAUAAACCAUAAAAAAUAAGUUAAAGUGAAGAAACGAUGAUAAAACACAAUUUCCACUCGGAGAACUAGCAAAUGUUUUAUAUAUUCUAGGUUUGUACGUAUCGAUGUAUGUACCUAUAUGUAUGUAAUUCUUCAUCAAGAACCCCACAUCCACACAACCACACAGCCACAGUCUCCCACGCCAGAGGAUCUUUGGGGGAUACCCCGUACCCCCCUACCAUUUGGCCACUUUCGAUUGCAUCAAAGUUAUUUGAAUUUCGAAUCCAUAGAUUCGAAGGCAAAAAAGUUAUAUAUACAUAUAUAUAUGUAUACGUUUUAAAAUGCCUACAUGAGUAUAUAUUUAAAUAUAUGCCUAUAUAUGUAUGUAUUGUGUAAUUUAAAAGAGAAAACAAACAAAACAAAAACAACAAAAAUAUUACAAUUAUGUAAUUGUAAAUGUAGAGCUGAAUGGAAUAUUAUUUCAACAAAAAAAAUAUAUAUAAAGAAAUUGUAAAAAAAAAUAA
Drosophila persimilis is the source of this 1299-nucleotide messenger RNA. It is a transcript of the gene HmgZ, whose product is annotated as high mobility group protein Z. The record is from RefSeq and is a predicted model, not a curated record. NCBI's taxonomy places the organism in Eukaryota, Metazoa, Arthropoda, Insecta, Diptera, Drosophilidae. The transcript is spliced from 3 exons. Gene Ontology annotation, molecular function: transcription cis-regulatory region binding. Bases 237 to 578 code for a protein of 113 amino acids.